GAAAUGCCAAAGAUAAUACCCCAAAAUAAAGUACCAAUUUUCUUCCCACCCAAUCUCUUCCUCUGCGUUUCUCUGCAAAACCAGAAGCUCUGGGGAAACCGCAAGAAAAAACACAAACAAAAUCAAAAAACCUUAACCCAUUCUUAACUAAAACAACCCCAUUAUGCCAUGCCUCACACCACACCCCUCUCUCCUCGUUCUUCUCUUCUCUCUCCCCCUUUUCUUUCUCUUCUCCCCUGCAAAAACCUCUCAUUUACAUUCCUUACGUAUUCCAGAUGGCGUUGAGGUUGUUGGUGAGAGUGAGUAUGGCAAGGUGCUACCAUGGAAAACAAGGAGAUCCAUGGCGGAAAAUGACACAGCCAACACGUCUCUGAUAUUGGCUCAGAAUCGGACAACCAGAAAGGACCCUCUUGACAAUUUUAAGCGUUACACCGGUGGUUGGAACAUCAGCAAUAAGCAUUACAUUGCCUCAGUUGUUUUUACUGCAGCUCCCUUCUUUGUUGUUGCUGCAGCCUGGUUCGUGAUUUUUGGGAUUUGUUUAUCCUUCAUCUGCUUGUGUUACUGCUGUUGUCCUAGAGAGCCUUAUGGCUAUUCACGUUUGGCCUAUGCUUUGUCCUUGAUCUUCCUCAUUCUCUUCACCCUUGCAGCAAUAGUUGGAUGCAUUGUCCUUUACACUGCUCAGGGGAAGUUUCAUGGAAGCACCACAAACACACUGGAAUAUGUAGUGAGUCAGGCUGACUUCACUGCUGAAAACCUCAGGAACGUGUCAGAUUAUCUUGAUGCAGCUAAGAAAAUUGGAGUUGAUGCAGUUUUCUUGCCUGCUGAUGUUCAGAAGCAAAUAGAUGAUGUUCAAACGAAAAUUAAUUCGUCUGCUGUGGAGCUUUCCAGCAAGACUGCUGAUAAUUCAGAGAAAAUAAAAGAAGGCAUAGAUGGAAUGAGAUUGGCUCUUGUUGUUAUCGCUGCUGUUAUGCUCUUUCUUGCAUUUCUCGGAUUCUUGUUUUCGUUAUUUGGGCUGCAAGGUCUUGUAUACUUCUUGGUAAUUGUCGGAUGGUUUCUUGUUGCGGGCACAUUUAUACUCUGUGGUGUAUUUCUUUUUCUUCAUAAUGCUGUUGCAGACACAUGCGUUGCCAUGGAUGAAUGGGUUCAGAACCCUACUGCACAUACUGCUUUGGAUGAAAUUCUUCCAUGUGUUGAUAAUGCAACUGCCCAGGAAACCUUGUUACGAAGCAGGGAUGUGACACACCAACUUGUGAAAUUAGUUGACAACGUCAUUGCCAAUCUCACAAACAGAAAUUUCCCACCUUCUGUUAAACCCUUGUAUUACAAUCAAUCAGGCCCCCUCAUGCCUCUUCUGUGCAAUCCGUUUAACCCUGACCUCACAAGUCGGAAGUGCGCAGCUGGGGAAGUUCCAGUGGACAAUGCUGCAGAGGUGUGGAAAAAUUAUACUUGUGAGGUGUCUUCAUCCGGCAUUUGUCAGACGCCGGGUCGGAUGACCCCCACCAUUUAUGGCCAAAUGGAAGCUGCAGUGAAUAUAACCUAUGGCUUAUAUCACUAUGGUCCAUUCUUGGUUGAUUUAGAAGACUGCACUUUUGUACGAACAACAUUCACAGAUAUCAGCAACAAAUAUUGUCCUGGCCUUCGGAAAAAUAGUCAAUGGAUUUAUGUUGGAUUAGUUUUGGUGUCUGCAUCUGUCAUGCUGUCUUUGAUCUUUUGGGUCAUCUAUGCUAGAGAGAGGCGGCAUCGGGUUUACACUAAACAGUUCUUUGACGGUUAAAUAUGUUUGGACUUAAACAAAAAUUAGGUACAAUAUGAUUCUCAUGUACAUUUGAGUUAGAUUGUAUUCGAUGUUGGUAUCUUAUAUGAGAUGUAGAGUUAUUUAUCUUACAAAUACUUUGAGUAGAUGUGUGUAAAGUUAUUCAAGGAGCAACAAUUUACUUGGUUACUAAAUUAU
Messenger RNA from Gastrolobium bilobum, 1951 nucleotides. RefSeq lists its product as uncharacterized. Gene Ontology annotation, cellular component: plasmodesma; plasma membrane. Bases 164 to 1774 code for a protein of 536 amino acids. The transcript has 9 exons. The record is from RefSeq and is a predicted model, not a curated record. Lineage: Eukaryota; Viridiplantae; Streptophyta; Magnoliopsida; Fabales; Fabaceae.